CAGAGCGCUUACAACACGUAGAUGAGAGGGAAUCUAGAGCAAAGCUGUUGCUGCACGGCGCACAUGUCAUUCAUGCCCUGGUUUGGAGGAGCGACUGGAGAAGUAAGGGGGGAAUAUCGACAGCCACAGUGAGAGAGAGAGAGAGAGAAACUCGUAAAGAUCAGUCUGAAGAAGAGGAAAACCCCAACACCACCAUGAGCAAUCAGUACCACGAAGAGAUUUCCGAGAGAACAGAGUGUAAAAGCAAAUCUCCAACUUUGCUCUCCUCGUACUGUAUAGACAGCAUUCUGGGCAGGAGGAGCCCGUGUAAAAUGAGAUUGAUAGGAACACAAAGUUUACAGUCACUGCCCGGCCGCAGUGAGCAGGACAAGGCAGCAGGAUCCCCUCAAGAUAGCCUUUGCUUUGACACAGAGAUCCACCUUCCUCCCAAAUUGCGCAGGCUGUACGGGCAGGGAGGGAAGUUUUUGGAUUCCAAUAGAGGAUUUAACGAGCAUGGAGAGAAAGAGGAGAUCGUUCGAACCCUGGAUCAGACCUGCGAGAACCUUAAAAUCACCCAGGCGCCGCAGGUCAGCAUCAGCCGCAGCAAGUCCUACCGAGAGAAUGCGACUUUCAGCCAGAGCCUCGGAGACAAGAGCCCGGAACGCGUUCGCGAGGAGAGGAUGGAGGUCGAGGCGCUGAAGUACGAGGAGGAGGCGAUGAAGGAGGAAGCAUGUGAAGCAGACUUGUCUCCCAAAGUGGGAGAGGGGAUUCAGAACGAGGGGGAUGUUAAAGAUGGGGAGGACAGCGUGUGUUUGUCCGCGGGUAGUGACUCUGAAGAAGGGAUGCUAAAGAGAAAGCAGAGGCGAUACAGGACUACCUUCACGAGUUACCAACUGGAAGAGCUGGAGCGAGCUUUUCAGAAAACACACUACCCGGACGUGUUCACCAGAGAGGAGCUUGCUAUGCGACUGGAUUUAACAGAGGCCAGAGUACAAGUGUGGUUUCAGAACCGCAGAGCCAAGUGGAGGAAGCGUGAGAAAGCUGGAGUGCAGACCCACCCCCCUGGACUGCCGUUCCCAGGCCACCUGUCUGCAGCCCACCCCCUGAGCCCCUACCUGGACAGCAGCCCCUUCCCUCCCCACCACCACCACACCCUUGAGUCAGCCUGGAACGCUGCUGCUGCAGCUGCUGCAGCCGCUGCUGCCUUCCCUGGCCUCCCUCCUCCCCCAGGGGCCUCUGCUCUACCCUCCGCCGGGGCUCCGCUGGGCCUCAGCACCUUCCUGGGGGCCGCCAUGUUCAGACACCCUGCCUUCAUCAGCCCCUCCUUCGGCAGACUGUUCUCCACCAUGGCUCCCCUGACCAGUGCUGCCACAGCAGCAGCCCUGCUUCGACAGCAGGCCCCGGCCGUGGAGAGCGCGGUACAAUCCGGCAACCUGUCCGACCCAACCUCCGUGGCGGCAGACAGACGGGCCUCCAGCAUCGCGGCGCUCAGGCUGAAAGCGAAAGAACACUCGGCGCAGCUGACACAACUGAACAUCCUCCCCGCCAACAAUACAGGGAAAGAGGUGUGCUGAGAACCACGGGCCUUAAACAGUAACGAGAGCAAGACCACAAUGAAAUACAUAACAACAAUAAUACUACUACUGUACUACUAAUAAUAAACACACUGGCAACUAAUACAAGGGGUUAGAUUCCCACGUCCCCACUCAGUGUGCAGAGUUGCUGAGAGAACAUUAAAUGAAAAAAAAAUCAUUCAAGGAGAACUUCCUGUUAUCACAGUGCGUUUAUCUUUCAUAUAAACAUUAAAAGAAAGUUGCUGUUCGCUUCUUUCACGGAACAUGCAAACUCCUAAACACCGGAGGAGCCAUCCAAGGACAAGUAAGAGUCGCACGGUGUGUUUCUACAGCGUGCAGCGCGCAUUCCCAACAUUUCUCCGGUCUGGGGCUGUUUUGGAAACACGUUCAACCCCAACCACAAGAAGUGAAACCGUGAAGAACAUUGCAUCCCUUGUAUUACUGUGGAAGAAUAAAUUCAUCUAUCUAUCUAUCUAUCUAUAUAUAUA
This is a messenger RNA of Polyodon spathula (Mississippi paddlefish), 2041 nucleotides long. Its product is annotated as aristaless-related homeobox protein-like. The transcript is spliced from 5 exons. Bases 195 to 1553 code for a protein of 452 amino acids. Gene Ontology annotation, biological process: regulation of transcription by RNA polymerase II. The record is from RefSeq and is a predicted model, not a curated record. Gene Ontology annotation, molecular function: RNA polymerase II transcription regulatory region sequence-specific DNA binding; DNA-binding transcription factor activity, RNA polymerase II-specific. NCBI's taxonomy places the organism in Eukaryota, Metazoa, Chordata, Actinopteri, Acipenseriformes, Polyodontidae.